UUAUCAGUUGCUAGUUCAUUCCAUUGGAAAUACGACGCGUUACUUGUAUCCAUGGCAACCAAGACUGCCACUGCUACCUCUGCUGCCUCGAGCGUCGUUUUAUUACCGAUGUUAGGUCUUCUUUGGAUGGACUAAUAACAAGAGGGCAACAUUUUCAACCUAAACAACAACGCGAAAUUAUAACCUAAUCACCAUUUAUGACAAUGGAGGAAGGAUGACUCAAACAAAUUAUAAAAUGUCCAAGCGAGUAAAAAAAGACAGCAGAGGGGACAAAAAAGCCUUGCCAUCCACAGGAAUCCACAGCGAGACACCAUGUCAUCUGAGAAGGCUUCAGGCCCUGCUUGCCAAGAGCAACCACAAACAAGAGGUGUCGGGUCAAACCAAAGCAGUCGGUAGCAGAUUCCACAGCCCGCACCCACCCAAAGACAACAAUGGGGAAUCCGCCGAGCUGGAAAAAUUCAGCGUAACAUAUAGCAAGCUGAGAUGUUUUAGCAGCCACCCAUCACAGAAGCUUUUUGCAGACAUCCUCACCUUGCUGGUCAACAACCGCCUCUGCAGUGAUUGGAUAGAGCUGGCGCCGCCCGAUUGGGCCCUGAGAGUUCUGCUGUGUCUGCGAUUGCUCAUCAGGGAUCCUCAGCAUCAGAAAAUGUUUCAUCUUCUCCAAGGCGUCCAAUCACUUGCCAGGUAUAUGAAAUGCGUUGCUGAUAUGUACUUGGCAUGUGGCCAAUCGGCGCUGGCUGAGCAGUUACUGGUGACCAUGACCUACAUUUUCCAGAGGUUGUCCGCCGUGGACAACGAAAGAGUCUGGGUCGUUGAGAGCGGCAUUCACACGACGCUGGUGAAGCUGCUGUCUACCACGGAUCACAGCGUGCUACUCGGAAAUCUCACACUUCUAACCACCUUGGCUGAAAGUCCACAGUGCAGAGCUGAUAUCGGCGAGCGUCCCAUUGUGGAGAACCUCGCGGUCGUCCUCCAGGACUACGACCUGUCGUCUAAACGGUUAGUUGAAUUAAACUGGAUCUCUUCAGCGGAGGUUCAUGUCACGCGGUGUUGUUUCAGGAUGGCCGCUGAGCUCCUGAGGCUCCUCUCUCCGGUGCCACGUAUCAGAGACCAGCUGAGGGAUGCUGAAGCUGUGCCGGUGCUGCUCAGUCUGUUGCACGGACCUCACCUUAAACUCCAGUGGAGUGUGGCCUGGGUUCUGGUGCAGCUCUGCCAGGACUCCCAGGCCAGGGCGGAGGUGCGCAGUUGGGGAGGCGUGAACACACUUUUAAGGCUGCUCCACAGCGCCGGCGGAGAACAUACAACGGAGGAGCUCGGACGGCGCCAGUUUGCCGACAACGUCAUGGCCCUGCAGUCAGCCUGCUGCGCAGCUCUGACCGAGCUCAGCCUGGAGGACUCGUGCGCUCAUCACAUCGUGCAGGAAAACGGAAUCUAUAUCCUCGCCAAACUGACUUUACCGCAAAACUCUGAAGCCGAGCCGUCCUCUUUACAAUGUUACGCAUUCCGAGCGCUGCGCUUUCUCUUCAGCGUGGAAAGGAACAGACAUCAUUUCAAGAGGCUGUUUCUCACGGACCUUUAUGAAUCGUUUAUUGACGUGGGCCAUUAUGUGCGGGACUUGGAAGCCUACAAGGGUCUUCAAAUUAAAGUGUUGGACUAUUCUGAGGAGGAGCUAAAGAGCCUGCAAGAGAGCAUCGUGGCUCUAGACCAGAACCGGCCCGCGCUCAAGAUGAUCAAUGGCUACGCUGUACUGGACCAUCUCGGCACUGGCGCUUUUGGAAGUGUAUUUAAGGUCCGCAAGCAGAGCACUGGCAAUCUGGUGGCCUUGAAAGAGGUCAACCUUCACAACCCGGCGUUCGGCAAAGAUAAGAAGUCACGUGACUGUAACGUGGAGAAGAUCAUCGCCGAGUUGGCCAUCAUUAAAGAACAGAUGGCCCAUCCGAAUAUCGUCAAGUACUACAAGACCUUCCUGCAAGACGACAAGCUUUACAUCGUGAUGGAGCUCAUCGAGGGAGUUCCUCUCCUGGAACGUUGCAACUCCCUGAAGGAGAAGCAGCAGAGCUUCACAGAGGAACAAAUCUGGAACAUCUUUAUCCAGAUGUGCUUGGCCCUGCGCUACCUCCACAAGGACAAACACAUCGUGCACCGAGACCUGACACCCAACAACAUCAUGCUGGACGACAAGGACAAAGUCACCAUCACCGACUUUGGCCUGGCCAAACAGAAGCAGGAGAGCAGUAAGAUGACCUCGGUGGUGGGCACCAUCUUGUACUCUUGUCCAGAGGUGGUGAAGAACGAGCCAUACGGUGAAAAGGCUGACAUUUGGGCCCUUGGCUGCAUCCUCUAUCAAAUGGCCGCCUUGGAGCCGCCAUUUUAUAGCAACAACAUGCUAUCGCUAGCCAGCAAGAUUGUUGAGGCCGUCUAUGAGCCACUGGAAGACGGAAUUUACUCGGAAAGGCUGCAGGACAUGAUCAUAUGGUGCUUGAGUCCAGACCCGGAACGGCGUCCUGACAUCGUGACGGUGAGCUCCCGGAUGGCCGACCUGAUGAUGAAGCAGAUGGACGCUCUGUACGCUUGUCACUUUGCGCUGGAGAAGCGAGCCGAACGUGACAGGAAACGGGCGCAGAGGUAUUUCCUGGAAGGGCGCCGCAGUGGGAAAAACUGCUGCUCCUCAGUCCUGGCUCAGAAACAAGCCUUCACAACAUCUGAACUUGAGCACUUUCCUCCAAGUAACAUUGAAGAAAAUCUAAAUUUAGAUAAUCAGGAAGAAGCAGAGAUGAAAGACGGACCAUACUACAGGUCAAAAUCUGCUUCCUGUGUUACACCUCAUCUACCUCCAUGUGGAGAGGAUUUAGCGACAGUGAGGGUGAAAUCGAGAUCAGGACUCUGCGUCUCCCAGAGGAACCUUCGGCAGAUCGAGGACCCGAUUCACAGGUUGCUGUUGCAGCUUCACAAAGUGCUCUACAUCACGCAGCUUCCUCCAGCUCCUCGUCACAACGUCAAGAGGCGGCUCGUGGAACAGUUCAAAAAGUCCCUGUUCCAGUUUGGAAGUGACCCGCAUAACCUGAAGACAGAGCUCAGCAAGCUGGUCCAGGCGUCAUGUGAUCUAAUGGAGUCUGGUUCCAGCAGUCCAGACUGGUGGCCUGUGGUGCUUCCCUUCACUGGAAACAUUGAUGAAGACUCAGGUGACUGUCUGAGGGAAGGAGUCACAUAUGAGCAGAUGCAGGCCGUGGUCGAGGAGCUGCUGGACGAAAGCGGCUACUACCAAGAUGGCAGGUGCACGUCACCAUGGCGACAAGAUGCUUCCUGUGUGGGCACAACUGAGGAGGCAAAGAAAAAAAGCGAGCGCCGGCCGCAUUCAUCAUCUUGAUCACAAAUGGAAAUCCUCUAUUUGAACUCAUUAAAUAAAUUAUAUCAUCAUCAAUAUCAUGUGACAUAUAUUCAGGUAAGGAAGCUAAAUGUCCUCUUUGUUUCAGUCACUUUCUGCAGUUUUGCACUUUAAACUACAUGGAAAAAUAAAACUUUCACAAAAUG
Syngnathus acus (greater pipefish) is the source of this 3531-nucleotide messenger RNA. RefSeq names its product NIMA-related kinase 10 (gene nek10). Gene Ontology annotation, molecular function: protein binding; protein kinase activity; ATP binding. The record is from RefSeq and is a predicted model, not a curated record. Gene Ontology annotation, biological process: protein phosphorylation. NCBI's taxonomy places the organism in Eukaryota, Metazoa, Chordata, Actinopteri, Syngnathiformes, Syngnathidae.